Molecule: messenger RNA, 2628 nt
Organism: Penicillium oxalicum
Lineage: Eukaryota; Fungi; Ascomycota; Eurotiomycetes; Eurotiales; Aspergillaceae
Product: magnesium transporter CorA family protein
Exons: 4
Coding region: 1-2628 (875 amino acids)
Biological process (GO): intracellular magnesium ion homeostasis; magnesium ion transmembrane transport
Cellular component (GO): plasma membrane
Molecular function (GO): magnesium ion transmembrane transporter activity
Source: RefSeq, a predicted model, not a curated record
AUGGAUCAACAUCCUGCGAAGAUAGCGGAGACCCGCCCAGGGCCCCGCGCUCCCGAUAAUGCUCCUGCGCAGAAACCUUCCAAGUCGGCUAAGCGCAGGAAAAACCGCAAAGGCAAACGGCGCAAUCGACAAGAGUCAUUCCUGACGCCCAAAAUCGAAGAGGCUGAUGAGGAAUCUGGCCCUGGCUCAACGGUUGCGGGAAAUCGGGAAUUGACGGACGACGAGCGGUCGACAUCUAGAGAAAACCAGUCUUAUUUUACGUUACGGCGCAAGAAGAGCAGCACCAGCCUGGAAAGUGAUGCGUUGUUGGACCACAGAGACCAACCCAUGAUGCGACCUCGCCGGGAUAGCCGUCUGGCAGGGUCAUUCCGCCCUGGCUCCCUUCUUUCGGGGGCUGCUUGGUCCGCCGACGCUCAGUCACGUAAUACGCCGAAAGGCAGCCGAACUCAGCAGUACCAAGACGUCGACAGCGAUGAUGCGGAGACUAAUGACCGAACACCUCUCAUUAGAGGGUCUUCAGGCCAGACGUCCGGUCAAUCACGAUACGGCACCGACCAGCGCCCGAUUCCAUUCGUACGUCCACGCCGUGCAUCUGUUCACACGGUCUCCCCCAGAGGCUCUCCACAACCCCAGAAUUCGCCGCCCUACUCCCCUGAAGUUGGGCGUGACUAUGAUGUUAAUAAUCCGCCGUCUAUUCCCGGGACUCCAAAGCUGGGACCUGAUAUGAAUUACGACGAUGCGGUGGUGACGGGGGCUGAAUUCGAGUUUUCACUGGCACGGUCGAUGGAAGGGCGCAGAGAAUCGGUCCAUCGACCCAACGACGCCUUGAUUGACAUCGAUGGAGGCCUGAGACAAAAGUCGGAGCCAUCAUCAUUACAUUCUGGCCAAUUCUCGCCUCAGGAGCUGCGUCGCCGGCGAACUGUCGCCUUGCCUGUUGAAGAGGAUGUGUGCUUCCCGACUGAGGAUGUCUCGGAGUUCGCAGACGAGGAGCGAAGAACAUCCAACGGACAAGGCGAACGCCGGCGACGUCGGCGCCGACAGUGGCCAGACCUUGAUGUUUUGGAGGAAUGGAGCCGAGAAGAAAAAGAAGACCGCAACGGAGAUCUUCGGGUGAAAAAGAUCAGCGAGCCGGUCUUGGUCGAAGGCCGGUUGCGGCCUCAGUACAAGUUGUGGCGACGAGAGGAAGAUGACACUCCUUACCGAUUCACAUAUUUCAACGAGGAGUUCCAGAGCACAAUCCACGCCCAGACGAUCUCUGAGUUGGUUCAACCGGGAGGCAGUUUCAGAGAGCUGUUCAUACCCGAUCCGCCUGAGCUCGAGGAUUCAUCUUCCGAAGAGGAGGAUGAUGUUGAGCCGUCUGUGAACGGUAAUCCCACGUCGGUAUUUGCCAGUAUGAACGGAGCCCAUUGGUCCAACAAUCACGACACGCAACCCGCCAAUGUUCAAAAGGCCAACAAUGCGAAUACCGCUCUUGGCUCCGCGCAGGCCAACUCUGAAUUGCGGAACAAUCAAGAUCAAGGGUCUGGUGUAGACAACAGUAACCGAGGACCUCAUAACCCUCGUUUGUCUAUAAUCAGUGAAUCACGUCCGGAAUCCACGCGAGAGGCUUCACCCUCACAGUCGCAUCAGGCAGAAAAGCCCAAGCGAUACGGUCCACGGCCGACCUUCUGGCUCGAUGUGCUAUCUCCUACGGACGCCGAGAUGCGAGUCAUUGCCAAAGCGUUCGGUAUCCAUGCCUUGACAGCUGAAGAUAUCAUGAUGCAAGAAGCACGAGAAAAGGUUGAACUAUUCCGCAGCUACUAUUUUGUCAAUUAUCGGACCUUCGAGCAAGACCAAAACAGCGAAAAUUACCUUGAGCCUGUCAACAUGUACGUGGUGGUCUUCCGGGAGGGAGUCCUUUCCUUCCAUUUCUCGCAGACUCCACACCCUGCCAACGUUCGCCGACGAAUCCGCCAGCUCAUGGAUUAUCUAAUUCUGAGCUCAGACUGGAUUUCCUACGCUCUCAUCGACGACAUCACUGAUGUCUUUGGUCCUCUGAUCCAGGCUAUUGAGAACGAGGUUGAUGAGAUUGAUGAGAUUAUCAUGAAGAUGCACUCGUCAAAUAAAGAUGACCCUGCUGAGAAUGAGCCGACUUCAUUUGCACCGGGAGAGAUGCUCCGGCGCACCGGCGAAUGCCGCAAGAAGGUGAUGGGUCUGUAUAGGUUGCUUAGCAAUAAAGCGGAUGUUGUCAAGGGCUUCGCAAAGCGCUGCAAUGAGCAGUGGGAAGUCGCUCCUAAGUCUGAGAUUGGACUUUACCUUGGCGAUAUUCAGGACCACAUUAUGACGAUGACUGGCAACUUGACGCACUAUGAGACGAUUCUGUCACGUGCGCAUUCCAACUAUCUGGCCCAAAUCAACAUCCUCAUGAAUGAGCGCCAAGAACAGACUGCAGAUGUCCUUGGCAAGCUGACCGUGCUUGGUACCAUCGUGUUGCCGAUGAAUAUCAUUUGCGGUAUGUGGGGUAUGAACGUCAAGGUCCCCGGACAGGAUAUCGAUAACCUGUACUGGUUCUGGUCAAUCACUGGGGGCUUGCUAUUAUUCGGCCUCGCAUCGUUCCUGAUCGCCAAACGAGUCUAUAAGAUCGUGUAG